AUGGAGUCAGAAUCAGAAACAAAUAAUAUGAUCCCAUUCUCAAACAUUAUCAAUUAUGUUUGUAGAAUGAGCUCUCAACAAAUAUCAAUUGCAUUAGAAAAUUUAUCUGUAAAAGAUGAUGUAGAUGUUGUUAGGAAGAAACAAUUUUUGGAUAUUAUAGUUGAAUUAAGGAAAGUUUUCAUCAAAAUAUACACAUUAACUAAAUUUUCAGUGAAUUCAUUCACCAUCCAACAAAAUAUAGAAUUAUUAAAAUUUAUCAGGUCUCAAGAUGUAAAUUUCGAUCAUUUAAUGUUUCAAUUAAAUAGUUUGUGUGGAUUUUCAGGAUCGAAGCUCCCGAAUGGUGAUUUAAUUACAGCAUACCAGGUUCUUGGUUCCGGAAAACCAAUUCUUCCCUCACACAAUUAUUUGAAAAAUGCAAAGAUUUCAGCUUCAAAAGUAUUGGAAACUUUUCAAGAUUUAAAUUUGAUUUUAAUGACAAAAUUUGCUUUAAUCGAUAUACCCAAUAGGUUUAAAUUUGAUAUCAAGAAUGGUCGAGCAUAUGCUCAAGUCGAAAAAGAAUUUCAAGUUGAAUUAACAAUGGCCAAUGAGGAUAUAGUAGAUGAUAAUUCAAAUCCUUUUUACAUGAUUGAUUUUAAAUUGUUAUUUGCAAUUGAUUCUGAUCUGAAUACUUUAAUUACAAGUGAUAAAAAUAAUGAAAUUUGUACAAAACUACCUAGAAAAUCAUAUUUAAAAUUAGAAAAAAUUUCAAAUCAAACUUUGUCAGUUUCGGGUUUGCAAGGAUUGUAUGAAUUGUUACAUAAAUAUUCUAUAUCAUCAAAAUUAUUUAUGUUAGCGAGACAAUUAAAAGAUUUAAUGAACUCAUCAGGUUGGAAAAACAAUUUACAAAUAAACUAUCAAACAGGUAGUGCUUUAAUCAUAGUGAAUUAUUGGUCACUGCAAUAUUUAUCAAGUCAAUGGAAAUCUUUCAUUGAAAUUGGGAUAAAUAAGAAAUUUAAUUUGUGUUUUCGAUGGUUUAAGGAUGGUAAAUAUGUUGAGCAGAACGUGGUUGAUGAAAUACUUUAUGACAUGAAUACAAUUGAUGAAAUAAAUAUUGAAUCCAUCCUUACCGGCUUUAUGCUAGAACAUUCUGCAAAUAUAAUGAGAACAGUAUCAUCGAAAUUCCAACAAAAGACGUCAGAGGAAGUUCAAAUAAUCAGUCCACAUCAAAUAAUGUUGUACAAAUCAGCAAUUUUAGCCAUUAAUCCAUUAAGCGGGCUGUUUUAUUUUAUAGAUCCCUCACCUAUUCAAACAAAAAUAGCGAAAAGAAUCAAUUCACCACCAUUGAUAAAUACAUCAUUUAUAACAGAGGAUGAUAUGGCAAAUUCUAUAGUAGAAGGUUUACUACAAGUGAAACUAGAAACUUUUACAAAAAAAAUAAGUAAUUAUUUAUUAACUACAGAAUGGAUUCAUAAUAGUAUAAUAAAAUUAAAUGAAUCUGAGAUUGGUAAUUUGUUCAAAUCAAUUAAUGAAACUAGUGGAUAUAUAAAGGUACAAUUUUAUAGAAGAAAACAUUGGCCAUCUACUUGGUUUUUGAUUGUUAUGAUCAAUGGAAUCACAAAUAAAACUUUUUGGUGGGUAGCAAGAAUAAAAUCAAUUGAAGGUAGUUGGGUAACAAAUCAUUCACAAAAUUUAUACGUUGACCCGGAAUUGAAUUACAAGUUUUUUAAAAAUUUAGGUAAAUCUACUUUACAAAAAAUUAUUAAUCAUGUUAUUUUGGAAGAACUUAAAUCAAGAGAUAUUAAAUUUCAUGAAAUUAAUGAAGAUGAUGAAUCGAUUCCAGAAAUUAAAAAUGAAGAUACUAGUACUCCAACUGUUGAAAAUAGUCAUAUUAUUUACAAGUCCAUCAUAAGGGUUGAAAAUGAUGAUUUAUUACCAAUACAAAACUCAUCAUCCAAUUUAUUUUUGCAAAUUCAAUUAGUUAAUCAAGAUAAUAACGUCAACAUGAAUCAAAUGCAAAUAAUGUUAGUUGGAAACCUUAGAAAUUCAGCUAUUAAAAGUUCACCAGAAUUAACAAAAUUAAACUUAAAGAUUGAUGAACAAAAUAAAAAAUUUGAAAUAUCAAUUUCAAUAGAUUUAAACCUUAUCAUUAAUGAAAGUUCAACAACAGAUAAACAAUUUUUGAGUCCAAUUUUUGAUAAUUUAAAUAAAUUAAACAAUUUAUUGAAAAUAUUGGAUCAACUAAAUGAAAAUAAAUUCCAAAUAUUGGAUAAUACAAUGGAUAAUAUUGUAAUAAAAUUGAAUGAUGAAAUUAAUAAAUUAAAUAUAAAACUACCAGAGCAAAGUUCAGAUUCUAUAACUUUAAAUACAAUAGUUACUCAAAAUUGGGAAUUUGAAUUAAUAUUAAAUUAUUUAAACCAAUAUUUAGAACAAACUAAAACAUCAAACAUUAUUGGCAUAUUAAAUUACCUUAUUGAUGUUAAUCCAAUUUUAAAAUCAAUCAAACAAGUACAAAAUGUUUUAGGUCAACAAUCACAACAACAAGAAGAGUUCAAAUUAUCAAAUGGAUUAAAUAAAAUAAAUUUUGAUACUGUAUUCAACAACCUAAAUCAAUUUCAAUUCAUGUUCAAUUUAUCAUCAAAUAUACCAAAUACCAAAAAAAUUCAGAAAGAUAAAAUAUUAAUUUCAAUUUGUUUCAAACCAAACAGAUUUAAUGCCAAUGAAAAAAAUAUAAUUAAGAUCUCAUUUAAAAAUAAUUUAAAUUUGAAAAAUAUAAAGUUUAAAAAAUUAUUUGAAUUAAUUUUCAAAAAUAUAAAUGAAAUGGAAAGAGAUAAAAACGAUGAAUUAAUUAAUUUUGGUGAAAGUUCUUUAUUAAUUAAAUUAAAUUAUGAUUUUUUAAUCAGUUCAAAUUUAAUUGAAGAUGUAAUGAAUCGUAUUACAAAAUGUUUCCUACAAUAUUUAAAAGAAUCAUGA
Lodderomyces jiufengensis is the source of this 2949-nucleotide messenger RNA. It is a transcript of the gene MED14, whose product is annotated as Med14p. Gene Ontology annotation, cellular component: core mediator complex; mediator complex. Gene Ontology annotation, molecular function: transcription coregulator activity. Bases 1 to 2949 code for a protein of 982 amino acids. Lineage: Eukaryota; Fungi; Ascomycota; Pichiomycetes; Serinales; Debaryomycetaceae. The transcript has a single exon. Gene Ontology annotation, biological process: regulation of transcription by RNA polymerase II. The record is from RefSeq and is a predicted model, not a curated record.